Lolium perenne is the source of this 1389-nucleotide messenger RNA. RefSeq lists its product as uncharacterized. Gene Ontology annotation, molecular function: glutathione transferase activity. Gene Ontology annotation, cellular component: cytoplasm. The record is from RefSeq and is a predicted model, not a curated record. Lineage: Eukaryota; Viridiplantae; Streptophyta; Magnoliopsida; Poales; Poaceae.
UCAUGCCAACUCGGACUUGGGGAGUCCUCCUCCACUCCUCUGCCAGAGCUCGCCGUCUCCGGCCAGGCCAUGUGGUCCCCACCGCCUCCGCCGCUCCCCCUCCAGCUCCGGCGACCGACGCUACCUCUAUUUCCCCAAGGACGCCGCCGCAGCCGUCGCCUCAACCGCAUCGCCGCCUCGCAGGAGGACCCCCUGACCGCCCUGUCCCGCGUCCUGUGGGGCCGCGCGCUGCCGCCGUCGCAGCUCGUCCUCGCCGUCCGCCACGGCUGGACCGCCGCGUGGCGGCUCCUCAUGCGCCAGCUCGCGCCCUCCGACCCGGCCACGGGCGCCUUCACCCGCACCCCGUCCCGCUUCCCCGCCGUCGCGGCCGCCCCCGCCCCCGGCGCGCGCCUCCACCUCUACGUCGGCCUGCCCUGCCCCUGGGCCCACCGCGCCCUCCUCGUCCGGGCCCUCCUCGGCCUCGCGCCCCGCCUCCCGCUCUCCGUCGCCGUCCCGGGCGACGACGGAGCGUGGUCCUUCACCCGCGACAGCCCCGACGCGCUCUACGGCGAGCGCCGGCUCCGGGACGUGUACGCCGCCCGGCGCGGCGGGUUCGAGGGCCGGGCGUCCGUGCCCAUGCUCUGGGACGCCGACCGCCGCGAGGUCGUCUGCAACGAGAGCAUCGAGAUCGCCAAGUUCCUCUGCACGCUCCCCGACGCCAACCCCAACGCCCCCGACCUCUGGCCGCCGGAGCUGCGCCAGGAGAUCGACCGCUGGUACGGCGUCAUCUACCCGAGCGUCAACAACGGCGUCUACCGCUGCGGGUUCGCGCAGAGCCAGGCGGCGUACGACGCCGCCGCGGCCGAGCUCUUCGCCGCGCUCGACAUGCUCGAGGACCACCUCUCCAGGUCCCGGUACCUGUGCGCCGCCGGCACCGGCAUGACGCUGGCCGACGUGUGCCUCUUCACGACGCUCAUCCGGUUCGACCUGGUGUACAACCCGCUGUUCCGGUGCAGCAGGAGGAAGCUGGUGGAGUACCCCAGCCUGCACGCCUACACCCGGGACAUCUACCAGAUGCCCGGCGUCGCCGAGACCUGCGACAUGGCCGCCAUUGCUGACGGCUACUUCGGGACGCUCUUCCCGCUCAACCCUGGCGGGAUCCAGCCUGUCGUGCCGGCGAGCUGCGACCGGGAGGCGCUCAUGAAACCUCAUGGCAGGGAGGCAUUGCUUCCUCCUGCUCCUGGUAGGCAGCAGCAAGGAGCAACCGCUAGUGUUGGCUAGGAUUACAGUUUACAGAGCUUCCUAGGGUAGCUGAAUUGUGCAGCACAUCAAAAUACUUACUGAAUGAUGACUUCGUGUAUAGAGGAUGAAACUGAUAUUUUUGUGUCAUAUAUAAAUGCUUUAGCAAUA